AUGGAGAACUCUGUCAAACCAGACGUUGAAAGAUGGAGAUCGACUUUGGACACGCUACUCAUCUUUAUCGCUCUCUUCUCUGCUGUUGUCACGUCCUUCCUCGUUCAGGCGUCUACCGGCCUCUCGCAGGACCCGAGUGACCGAACCAAUGAACUUUUAUCGAACCUUACAGAAAUAAUUAUCCAGCUCAGCGCCAACACGUCCGCGUUACACAUCUCACCACCCACUCAAUUCGAUCCAGACCCCAGGAUUGUCCGUCUAAAUGUAUACUGGUCUCUUUCUCUCAUCAUAAGCGUAAGUCAUACUACUUAG
Stereum hirsutum FP-91666 SS1 is the source of this 312-nucleotide messenger RNA. RefSeq lists its product as uncharacterized. Bases 1 to 312 code for a protein of 103 amino acids. NCBI's taxonomy places the organism in Eukaryota, Fungi, Basidiomycota, Agaricomycetes, Russulales, Stereaceae. The transcript has 2 exons. The record is from RefSeq and is a predicted model, not a curated record.